AUGCGGCGCUGGGCCCUGGCCCUGGCGCUGGCGCUGGCGCUGGGCGGGCGCUGCCCCGCGGCCCCCAACGCCUCGGCCGGGCCCCCGCGCUGCCGCCGCCCCGCGCCCUGCGAGCGGCUCCGCUUCGGCGCCUGCCUGGGCUCCGCGCUGCCCUACGCCGCCACCUCCACGCUGCUGGCCAACGACUCCGCCUCGCAGGAGGAGGCGCACGGAAAGCUCCUGCUCUGGUCCGGCCUGCGCAACGCCCCGCGCUGCUGGGACGUCAUCCAGCCCCUGCUCUGCGCCGUCUACAUGCCCAAGUGCGAGGAUGGGCAGGUGGAGCUGCCCAGCCAGACCCUGUGCCAGGCCACCCGGGCGCCCUGCACCAUCGUGGAGCGCGAGCGGGGCUGGCCCGACUUCCUCAAGUGCACGACCGACCGCUUCCCCGAGGGCUGCCCGAACGAGGUGCAGAACAUCAAGUUCAACAGCUCGGGACAGUGCGAGGCGCCGCUGGUGCGCACGGACAACCCCAAGAGCUGGUACGAGGACGUGGAGGGCUGUGGCAUCCAGUGCCAGAACCCGCUGUUCACCGAGAAGGAGCACCGCGAGAUGCACACCUACAUCGCCGCCUUCAGCUCCGUCACCAUCUUCUGCACCUUCUUCACCCUGGCCACGUUUGUCGCCGACUGGAGGAACUCCAACCGCUACCCCGCCGUCAUCCUGUUCUACGUCAACGCCUGCUUCUUCGUGGGCAGCAUCGGCUGGCUGGCACAGUUCAUGGACGGCGCCCGCAACGAGAUCGUGUGCCGGGCCGACGGCACCAUGCGGCUAGGGGAGCCCACGUCCAACGAGACGCUUUCCUGCGUCAUCAUCUUCGUCAUCGUUUACUACUCGCUGAUGUCGGGAGUCAUCUGGUUCGUCAUGCUGACCUACGCCUGGCACACCUCCUUCAAGGCCCUGGGCACCACCUACCAGCCGCUGCUGGGCAAGACCUCCUACUUCCACCUCAUCACCUGGUCCAUCCCCUUUGUCCUCACCGUGGCCAUCCUGGCAGUGGCGCAGGUGGAUGGUGACUCUGUCAGUGGCAUCUGCUUCGUGGGCUACAAGAACUACCGCUACCGAGCCGGCUUCGUCCUGGCGCCCAUCGGGCUCGUCCUCAUUGUGGGGGGCUAUUUCCUCAUCCGGGGGGUCAUGACGCUCUUCUCCAUCAAGAGCAACCACCCCGGGCUGCUGAGCGAGAAGGCGGCCAGCAAGAUCAACGAGACCAUGCUGCGCCUGGGCAUCUUUGGCUUCUUGGCCUUUGGCUUCGUCUUCAUCACCUUUGGCUGCCACUUCUAUGACUUCUUCAACCAGGCGGAGUGGGAGCGCAGCUUUCGGGAAUACGUCCUGUGCGAGGCCAACGUGACCAUCGCCACGCAGACCAACAAGCCCAUCCCAGAUUGUGAGAUCAAGAACCGGCCGAGCCUGCUGGUGGAGAAGAUCAACCUCUUCGCCAUGUUCGGCACCGGUGUCUCCAUGAGCACCUGGGUCUGGACCAAGGCCACCCUGCUCAUCUGGAAGCGCACCUGGUGCAGGCUGACGGGGCAGAGCGACGACCAGCCCAAGAGGAUCAAGAAGAGCAAGAUGAUCGCCAAGGCCUUCUCCAAGCGCAAGGAGCUGCUGCGCGACCCGGGCCGGGAGCUGUCCUUCAGCAUGCACACCGUGUCACACGACGGUCCUGUGGCCGGUUUAGCCUUCGACAUCAACGAGCCGUCGGCUGAUGUGUCCUCAGCCUGGGCCCAGCACGUCACCAAGAUGGUGGCCAGGAGAGGGGCCAUCCUGCCCCAGGACGUCUCCGUGACGCCCGUGGCAACGCCUGUGCCACCGGAGGAGAGGGCCAACCUCUGGAUCGUGGAAGCCGACGUCUCCCCCGAGCUGCAGAAGCGCAGCGGCCGAAAGAAGAAGCGGAGGAAGAAGAAGAAGGAGGUGGACCCAGGCCCCGAGCGCUGCCUGGGGGGCUCCACGGCCCCCCUGGCCCCCAGCACCGUCCCUCGCCUGCCCCGCCUGCCCCCCCAGCCCUGCCUGGUGGCCUUUGCCCCCGAUGUCCUCCCGGGGCUCCCGGCCGGCCGGCCCGACGCCGCCUUCUCCGGGGUGCCGUGGGGUGGGCACCGCAGAGCCAACGUCUUCCACCUCGUCAGCAACCCCUUCUGCCCCGAGAGCGGGUCCCUGGAGGAGGAGAGCCCCGGGCCCAGCCCCGGGCACUGGCAGCACAACGGGGGUCCCCUCUGGGCCCCCAACCCCGGGGGGCCGAGGACUCAGGGCCGCCGGGCCGGGCUGGCCCCCAUCCACUCCCGGACCAACCUGGUGGACGCGGAGCUGCUGGACCCCGACUCGGACUUCUGAACCCACCGGGGUGUUGUGAGGGGAUGGGGACGCCUGGGGUGAGACCCCAAGGCUCGGCCAGCACUGGCAGCCUGUGAGGGGACACCAGAACACACCUCAUCCCACCAGGAUCCAUCCCGACAGCCCGGCACGGCCAAAUUGUCCCAUCAGAGCAGGCAUUUCUCCCUCCACCAGCCAGACUUGAUGCACACCCCAGCCCAGCAAGAAAGGUUUUGGGGUUCCCUCCGGCAUCACUGCAAGAAGAGAAACGGGCUGUCAGUGGAACAACCCCCCCCAGGUCCUGCAGGGAUUUAAGGACAACGGGGACACUCCCUUUGCAGGGGACCAGCGGGACCAGCGGCGGGCGAGCGUAGAUCAGGGUAGAUUUUGGGGUGCUUUGUCCCACAGCUCUGCCCCACCCACAGCUAGAGGUACGUAGAGCUCACAGACACUUGUGCCAAUAGGGAUUUUUGUGUUACAUUUCUUAUUUUUUGCUCUUUGUACGGGACGCCGGGCACGGCUCCGCUUGGGCGCUGCAGCCGGGAGCGGGGUGAGCCCAGUCACGGGGCGACAGCAGCGUCAUCCCUGGGGUGCACCCCUUUUUCUGGGCCCACCCCUCUUCCUUCAGGGGUCCCAAAGUGCCUUCCAGCUUCCCAGAGAGCUGAGCCAGACCCAAAGCAGAGAGGGUUGGUGGGAUGGGAGAUGGGAAGCGCCUUGGGGUGCACGGGCGCUCCCCGAGCCACGGUGCAAAAAAACUCCCCAAAAAAACUUUGAAACCUCGGGGUCACCAACCCCCUGAGCAAACUUUUUUACUAUUUUUUUAAGAAUCCCCCCCCCAAAUUACAGGGAACCUGGCUGAGCCCCGAGGCAGGAGGACUCCGGUCCCUGCUGGUGUUUGUAUCUGCCCGUUAUCCCUGUUCCUGUUUUUAUCAGAUCCCGGUAGGCUCCUGGUUUUCUCGCUAUCCCAGUGACCUCCACGGGUUCAUUUUUGCUGUGUAAAGGAAAACCCUCCUGUAUCAGUAUUAAAUUUACCAAGUUUUCAUUCCCAGUGGCUGCCUUGGGCUCUUUGAGGAGGGAUCAGUGCGGGAAAACAUCGGGGUGGGGGCUUGUCCUUUGUCCUAAAAAACCUCACACUACUUUAAAAAUUGCUAAAAGCUGCUUUAAGCUGCUUUAAAGUGCUUAAAACUGCUUUAAAGUGCCUUAAGAACUGCUUUAAAGUGCUCUGAACCCCCCGUUUCACCAGCACAAGGCAGGGGUGAGGGGCUGGAAAUGCCUGUGGGGGAGAUUUUUGGAGGCACUGGCCGGGCUCUGGCAGCAAAGUGGGAGCUCUGGGAGGGCCCUUUGCCAGCAGGUGGCACUACGGGCUUAAAUAUCCCCAAAAACCACUUUUGGGGGGCUGCUGGGUGCCUUGGUGGGGGUCCCACAAGGGCAUCUGAUCUUUCCCAUGGUGCUGGGUGGAUGGUGCUUUUUUGGGAUAAAUACUGCUUUGGCAAAAUAUCCCUUUUUGUUUCACUUGGGAAUGAUGCAGCCAAGUGCUGGGUUAUCCCAGAGCCCAGACCCUGAAAUUUGGGUGGAAUUGGUCAGUGAAAGUGGCAUUUUACUGUUGUUUUUUGGAGAGCAGGAUGGGCUCACUCUGCUCCAGAGUAAAGGCUGGGUUGUCCAGGGUGAAACAAAAAGUUUCUCUUUAUCUAUCUUUUAAUUUUUUGGCCUUUUUUUUCUCUUUAUAUAUACCUAUAUUUUAUUUUUGUGGGCUUUUUUUUUUGUCUCCUUUUAUGUAUUUCAUUUCCGUAGGUUUUCUAUUCCUAAGUGAUUUGCCAUUUUGAACCAAAAAGCUACAAUUCUUAAUUUUGGAAACAGCAGGAGAUGUCGUGACACUGCCACAUCCCCUCUGUUUUCCCUCCCCUAGAAAAAAAGCCACCUCAGUUUGGCACACAGGGACAAAGCAGUGAGUUUUUAAGGAAGGAGGGAGCAUUUAUCCUGGGAAACACCCCAUAUUCCUCACUAGAGGCUUGGAAGAUGGGAGCAGCGUGGAAAGACUGGGAGCAGUCACCAAACUUCACUAUUUAAAUAGUGAUGAUUUAAAUAAUGACGGUUAAAAGGGAUGAAACAUCACCCACCAUGGGACAAAUUCAGCCCAGUUCCUGAUUCCUGCUUUUCCCUGGGAGCACUGAGCACCCACACCCAAAAGCAGCUGGUGCUCGUGGUGGGGAUGCUGCUCAGGCUCAGGUUUUGCAGGAGAAUAAGGAUAAUUGGGAAUAAAAAUGAAGAACAAGGUGGUGGGGAGGUGCCUUUGCCUUCCCUUUCCCACCUUACUCCUGUCAGGGGACAGGGAUGGGGAGCACAGACACUGCCAUGGGUUUCCUGAGUGAAACCCCAUCCAGGGAACCACCCUUUGGAGCAGGGAAAGCCCUUGUGGUCACCCACAACGGGAUGUGGGACCAGGGAAGGGAUGGGAGCCCCCCGGGGUGGCCGAUCCAGGACAAGGCUGGAUCACGUUUCCCUGAAUUUUUCUGCAAGAGCAUCAUCUCCCUCCGGCUCCUUCAGCAUCAGUGAAGGUCCUGGCAAGUUUUAAGGAGCUGAGGGACAAAUCUCCUCCCUUGGGUGACCCAGGUGUCACCCACUGGCUGCCAAAAUCCAAUUAAUUUCCCUGGCUGUACCUCGAAUAUCCUUGGGGAAAAGCUCAAAUGCUCCCAUGGGAAGUGCAGGAGAUCAAACCACAGAGGGUCUCAGGUCUCCUCAGCACCCCCAGAGCUUUCACUGGGGCAAAGCAGGGAGAGUUCAAGAAAUCUGGAUGAUAUUCCCUGUGAAUGCACUUAGCCACUCAUCCCCAGGGACAAAGGCUGGCAUUGUCCAUCCGGCUGGUUGCCUUUGCCAUAAUUAAAUGAAGGAGAACUCUGGAUAGCCCAGGCUGGUCACAGGGAUGUUGCCAGGAGGAAUUGAUGGCUGCAGGAAAAUUGGACUGCUGGAAUCAGAUGGGCAAAUGCUGAAUCAUCUGAAAAUCAUCCAAAAUUCCUCUCAGUGGGACAGAGGGACAAUCAGAAGGGAGAACAUUAUAGGGUGGUAUUGAUUUCCAGUUUGGAAUUAUACAUCCUGGCAGGAUGGCAACCAUCUUUUGGCAUCCAGGAGGGUGCUGGUGUCUUAAAGAAUUGAAAAACUUCCAUAGAAAUCUCUUCCCUCUUUUCUUCGUGCCUGGAAGGCUCAGCUGUUGCAGUGGUGCUGGGAAAAGCUUCCCUGCAGCUGGGUCACUGUGGGGCUGGAGAGGAGCCGGUACCAUCCCAGUCAGCAGCAGCUUGGCUGCUUUGAACUGGGAGGAGGGAAGUGAAAAGGAUCCACAUGGAGCUGUCCUGCCCUCUGUCACACUCCUGGCUGCUGAUCCCAUAUUCCAGCACUGCUUUUAGGGCUGAACAUCACAGGAAUGGGCAAACCAGACUGUGGAAGUAAUGAGUCCUGCCUCUGGCAUUGCCACAUGAUGCCAACCAUUCCCCAUGGCAUGGUGUGGUUGGAUGGAGGAUUUCAGGGAAUGUGGCCAAUCAGGAGGUGAAUGGCUCAGCCACACUCGAUUUUGUGGCUGUGGUGGGGGAGAAAAACUUGGGUUUUCCUUCUUUGUUUAAGAUCAAAGCGUGGGUGUCCACACAGAGCACCUGGGAUUUCCUCCAUCCUUCCUCCCUGGUUGUCACCUGCCAGAGAAUCCCAGGAUCCCUGAGGUUGGAAAAGCCCUCCCAGCCCAUGGAUCCCC
This is a messenger RNA of Lepidothrix coronata (blue-crowned manakin), 6076 nucleotides long. RefSeq names its product smoothened, frizzled class receptor (gene SMO). Gene Ontology annotation, molecular function: transmembrane signaling receptor activity; patched binding. The record is from RefSeq and is a predicted model, not a curated record. Gene Ontology annotation, cellular component: dendrite; cilium; plasma membrane. Gene Ontology annotation, biological process: smoothened signaling pathway; positive regulation of smoothened signaling pathway; central nervous system development. The coding region runs from base 1 to 2361 and encodes 786 amino acids. The transcript is spliced from 12 exons. NCBI's taxonomy places the organism in Eukaryota, Metazoa, Chordata, Aves, Passeriformes, Pipridae.